AUGUUUAUCCACCUCUCUACUUCUUUCGUUAUGCUCCUCGGCCUGACGGCCCUUGUCAGCGCUGGAGUGCCACUUCCUCGUGAAAACGGUGACAAUGUCGGGACAUCCAAAACUGUUGAAGCCCACGCCGAAACUUUCACGAAGCAACCUGAUGCCCGUGCCGAAACUUUCACCAAGCAACCCGAUGCCCGUGCCGAAACUUUCACGAAGCAACCUGAUGCCCAUGCCGAAACUUUCACCAAGCAACCGGACGCCCGCGCUGAACCCACCCCAUUUGCCCGCGCUGAAACUUUCACGAAGCAACCUGAUGCCCACGCUGAAACUUUCACGAAGCAAGCUGAUGCCCGCGCCGAACCUACCCAAAAGUAA
Messenger RNA from Suillus subaureus, 369 nucleotides. RefSeq lists its product as uncharacterized. Bases 1 to 369 code for a protein of 122 amino acids. The transcript has 11 exons. The record is from RefSeq and is a predicted model, not a curated record. NCBI's taxonomy places the organism in Eukaryota, Fungi, Basidiomycota, Agaricomycetes, Boletales, Suillaceae.